UUCUUGUGUUAGCAUCCAAGAGAGGCCAAAACCACUGGUAGAACUAAUAGCAAUGGCGAAACUCCGGAGCAUGUUCUUGGUCCUUGCUUUCGUAGUAGCCAUGUCCAUCGAGGGUACCCAAGCUGCCUGCGACGACAACCUCUCAGACCUAAUUAAAGAAUGCCAGCAAUACGUGAUGCCACCUAAGGACCCAAAGAUCCCUCCUUCAGAUAGCUGCUGCCGUGUGGUCCAAAAGGCGGAUUUUCCAUGCCUGUGCUCCAAGGUCACCAAGAUCAUCGAGGGGAUUGUGUGCAUGGAGAAGGCUGUGUAUGUUGCCGAAAAAUGCGGGAGGCAAGUUCCGCAUGGCUUCAAGUGCGGGAGCUACACAGUUCCAGCAAAAUGAAUAGACACAAAAAGAGGGGAGGUGCUGGAUGUAGUCCUUAGAUCUCAACUGCCUAGCUGAUUUACCUUCUGGAAAAGUGUGGCUUAUGAGGUUGCGUUGAGACAUUGUAAGGUUCGAGAGAGAGAUAAUGAUGUAUCGAAAAUAAAUUGAUGAGCUAACAAAGGCUUCCCUUCAAAUUU
Setaria italica (foxtail millet) is the source of this 561-nucleotide messenger RNA. RefSeq lists its product as uncharacterized. Lineage: Eukaryota; Viridiplantae; Streptophyta; Magnoliopsida; Poales; Poaceae. The record is from RefSeq and is a predicted model, not a curated record. The coding region runs from base 53 to 382 and encodes 109 amino acids. The transcript has 2 exons.